This is a messenger RNA of Rhopilema esculentum, 1845 nucleotides long. RefSeq names its product alpha-(1,3)-fucosyltransferase 7-like. Gene Ontology annotation, molecular function: alpha-(1->3)-fucosyltransferase activity. Gene Ontology annotation, cellular component: membrane. The record is from RefSeq and is a predicted model, not a curated record. NCBI's taxonomy places the organism in Eukaryota, Metazoa, Cnidaria, Scyphozoa, Rhizostomeae, Rhizostomatidae.
CCUUUGUUACGAAAUGAAAAGUCACUGAAAUAGAAACUUUGUUCUUUGUUUUGAUAAACCAAUGAACGGCGCGACAUGCUACCACUUGGAUUCCCAAUGUGAAGGAGAAUACAGGUACAUUUUUAGCAGAAGUAUAGCAUCAUUAAAAUGUGGAUUAAAUUGAGAGGGAAAAGGCUAAUUCUUAUUUUAGGCCUGUUUCUUUGCUUGACGACACUAGUUUUUUAUGGAGGGACUUUGUAUGGAAAGCAAUUGCAUUCCACAGUGACAAGCGAACGGAAAACAAACGGACUUGAAAAUGACAGGGAAAAUGUAGAACAGAUUGCUUAUGAAGUUGCUCGCAUUUCAAAGAAGCAAACCUCGAAUGACUACCUUGACAAGGAUACUAAAGUCAUCCUUCUUUACUCCACAUUUUUCUUUCAAAGACAUUGGUCUUGGAUGGUUGGGAAGCAAACGCUCGAGCACUUUGGUUCGUGUGAUCGGUACAAAGAUUGUCUUGUGACAUAUGACAUGAGCUGGAUAAAUGAUGCACAUGCCGUUUUGUUUCAUGGAAGGGACUUAGAAGCGGACUAUAAAAGACAAUACCAACCUGAACAGUUGAGACGAGUUCAAGACAAAAUUUCAAAGAAGGAUCAAAAAUGGAUAUACCUAAGUCACGAGAACCCAAAGAAUGAUCCAUUAAUGUAUGGCAAAUAUAAUGGGAUUUUUCACUGGCUUGCAACCUUUGAUCGGAACUCCAACAUAUUUAUCCCUUACACAAAUUACAUUGCUAAGAAGAACCCCCAUAAAGUGACUCGAAAUUAUGCGAAAGAAAAAACUGGCCUAGUUGCAUGGGCAGUCAGCAACUGUGGGCUGCUACGAGAGGACUAUGCCCUCGAGCUUCAAAAAUAUAUUACUUUAACGGUGUAUGGUUUGUGCAGUAAACGGUUCAAAAACCAAAGAAGCUGUGCUCAUUUUAAUGAUGCUUGCAGCAAAGAACUCUCAACUUAUAAAUUCUACCUUGCAUUUGAAAACGAUUUUUGCCAUGAUUACGUCACCGAAAAAUAUUGGGAAAGAAUCACUCAGAAUGUUGUUCCAGUGGUAAUGGGUGCAAAUUAUGACAAAGGAGUUGCUAUUCCAGGAUCAUACAUAGAUGCCAGUGAAUUUGAGUCAAUCCAAAAACUAGCUGAGUAUCUACUGUAUCUUGACAAAAAUGAUGAUGAGUAUAACAAGUACUUUGCAUACAAGGGGAAAUUUGAGCUUGGGAAUGGUAGCAUUUAUUGCCCAAUUUGUGCAGCUCUACAUGAGCAGAAACCCGGUGAAUCUUCUACUGCUAUUGAUUUAGGAAAAUUAUUUAAUUAUGAAAAAAAUUGUGGCAUUUACAAACCAAAAACAGAGAAGCUGCGUAAACAAAUAGAAGAGUCUCGAAAAAAUAGGCCUGCAUAAUAGCUUGCAAAUGGUGCAAGAAACUGAAUAAGUUAAUGCCACUCAGCUGAGGUUUUGAGUUUAAGCAAAAUCGGUUCAGGCAUUCUUCAUGAAACAAUGACAUUAUGGAUAAAGAUUAAUGAAACAAUGUUGUUAUCAUCUGUAUGCUGAUAAAAUGGUGGUAUAUUGCAUAACACAUCAUGAAAUUGCAAAACAUUCAGGGAAUGGCAAUCUUUCAAUAUCACAAAUUUGUAGAAUGAAAAAUCAAAUUAAUAAUAUUGGCACAAAGUGGCAGUUUGGAGACAUCAGAGUGCAAACAAACUAUUUAUGUUUCAAAUUUCAGUGUUUAAAUGUAUUGAAAUGCAGUAAUAAUUUUUCACAUUCAUAGGUACAAAAAUAUUGUAGAAAACUAGUAAAUUCAGUUCAGAAAUCAACCCUAAAGUA